Anopheles aquasalis is the source of this 3360-nucleotide messenger RNA. It is a transcript of the gene Cerk, whose product is annotated as Ceramide kinase. Gene Ontology annotation, biological process: phosphorylation; ceramide metabolic process. Gene Ontology annotation, molecular function: ceramide kinase activity. NCBI's taxonomy places the organism in Eukaryota, Metazoa, Arthropoda, Insecta, Diptera, Culicidae. The record is from RefSeq and is a predicted model, not a curated record.
CCUUUUCACCUUAAUUUACGUUUUAAAGCAGCAGCUCUGUGAAAAAGAGAAACAAAACAAAUCACCCAGGGGCAGAUCUACCGUUUUACCAAAACAAGAUAAGCAGCAGACUCAAAACAUGCCACCCCCCCUUGCUAGCGAGCCUGGAAUUAGUAGCGGGGCGGAAAAACCUUGGCUGAAAACCUUCACCGUUCCACUCGGAAAUCUACGGCUCAGUGAAGUCUCGGUUCGAUAUUCGGCGGUUCGUUGCGCUAUGUGUGGGGCAUCGUUUUAGGCCCUCUCGGUUCUCGGUGGUGCACGCGCGUAUUCGUGCGUAGGUGGUGGGAAUUCCAUGCUCCAGCAGCAGCGGCACCCGCGGCAGAAUUCCCAAUUCUUUGAUCGCCCACACCAUGGACAAAGAGCACGAAGUUCUGCUCAACGGUUUCGUGAUAGCCAAGAAGCGGUAUCGUGUGUAUUAUAAUGCCGGAAUCCUUGUAUGGGAGGAAGAAGCAGCGAAGAAAGCAAAAGUUGCGGUACCGAUAACGGAUGUUUUAUCGGUGGUGCUAUCAAAUCGACCGAACCCCGCUACCAACGGGCGCAAAAGAUGGCUAGAAUGCAACAAUUCCGCAAAAGCCGCUUCGUCGUCCUCAACAUCAUCGUCGUCGUCGAGAUCAGCUAAGGCUGCUAGUGAUGGGGGGGCCCACGACAGCAGCCUGGACAGCGAUCGCAUACCCGUUCUCUCGAGCUCGUUAUCCUCGACGACCACCACCAACACGCUAGCCACGAGCAGUCACAGCAAUCGCGAGAGCAGCGACGAAUUGUCUAAUUCCGACGUGCGCCGUGAAGGUGAUUUUUAUGGUGAUGGCAGCAAAACAACGGCAGGAAAAUAUCUUAUCAUCCAUUACGCUACCCUCGUCUGCCCCAAGACGAGUCGAUGGCGAGUGAAAAAUGUUGUCCUUCACAACGCCGAACAACGCAUCGUGGACCACUGGUACAGUCGAUUGACGGACGAUCUACGAGACCAAAAUCGACCAAAGAACUUGCUGCUCUUUCUGAACCCGUACGGUGGCAAAAAGAAUGCCCUCGCACUGUAUGAGCGAUUCGCCAAGCCAUUGUUUCGGUUGGCCGACGUAGACGUUAAUUUGAUCAUUACACAGCGUGCCCAGCAGAUCUACGAUAUCGUCACGUCCAAAGGUAUCGCACUGGGUUGCUAUGAUGGGUUGGUGUGUUGUGGUGGCGAUGGAACGUUUGCUGAACUGUUCAACGGUCUAGUAGCGCGUACGAUGGCGGAUCUGGGUCUUGAUGUAAAGCAUCCACCGUACCUGCCGAAACCGAACAUUCCGAUCGGAGUCAUUCCAGCCGGCAGUACAGACACGGUAGCGUACUGUCUGAACGGCACCACCGACAUCAAAACCUCCAUCAUACACAUUAUCCUGGGACAACACAGCGGAUUGGACAUUGCCGCCGUUUAUGAUGCGACCUCGGUGAAGCAACCGGAAAACCAACCGGGAGUAAGGCCACGACCACAACUGCUCAAGCUCUACGCCAGUGUACUCUCUUAUGGUUAUCUUGGUGACAUCGCGUACGAUAGUGAGAAAUAUCGAUGGAUGGGACCGAAGCGAUACGAUUACUCUGGAUUCAAAAAAUUCCUACGCAAUCGGGGCUACGAUGGCGAAAUUGUAGUCAACAUCGAUCGCGAUGAUAAGCACGAUCCGAACGAUGGUGUGCGGUGCGUGGAAAAGUGUUCCCGUUGCCACCGGGCCAUAUUUGGUUUGCGCGACAGUAACGCCACCGGUGGUGGCAGCAGCAGUGAUGGCGAUGAGAACGGUGGCGAACAGCAAAUCGUGAUCAGCGGAAAGUUCCUUAUGGUGAAUGGUGCCAACAUUUCCUGUUCCUGCCAGCGGAGCCCGCAAGGGUUUUCCCCCUUCUGUCACCUUGGUGACGGGCAGCUAGAUCUGGUCGUGGUGCGCCACACAUCGCUCUUCAACAACCUUCGCCUUCUACUGACGAUGACUUCGAAAUCGAAGAAAAUUAGCGAUCUGCCAUUCGUGGAAAUCUAUCGCACGAAAGAGUUCCGCUUCACAACGCCCUACGGUUGCAAUAGCGGAGCUGGUGAGCGAUCGCCCCUUUCCAGGUGGAACUGUGAUGGGGAGGUACUGGUCGAGACGAACAUCAUCGUUGAAUCCAACUGUCAGCUGGUGAACGUGUUCCGGCGAGGAAUCAUACCGGAUCGUGCGGCUGAUACUAUGUUACAAACGAUGACGACGCCCUCCACGGCUGCCUUACCGAACGAUGAUAAGGGUUCAAGUUGCUUCGGUCUUUGCAAAUAGUUUCCCUUCGCGGUUGUAGUAGUAUUAUCCCUGCCUGGUUUUCUGUGGCCAGGUUUUAUUUUUCCUUCUGGCCUUUUGUUUCCUUCUCAUCGCCGUACAUUGUCCCUGCUGUGAUUAGUUAUGUGGGUUGGGUUCGUACGCGGUAACUAUUAUUCUUUUGGUAAGAUCGUGGCUGUUACAUAUCAUUCCAGCAGGCACAGUGUCGGGAUGCUAGCCUACUAUGUUUUCGUAAAACAUCUUCCUUUCUUUCCUUCGUUCCUUCCACUCAGAACCCCGUGUAUUGUGAGUGAUAAUCUGUGAUCCUAUCUUUACAUUUACAUAGAUGUAUAUACACUUUUUAGAGACAUUUACUUUUAAUAUGCUAUAAUUUAAUUAACGCAUCUUAUUAUUAUCACGCAAAAAGUGAUUUUCUUGCCCAGCACUGCUAGCCCCUUCUUUGUAAUAGCAAUGAAUUGAAAAAAGGAGCGUGCAUUUUGGUAAUUGUGUAACUGUGACUGACAAUAUGAUAAAAGGAAAAAAAGAACAAGAACAAUUGCUCAGCUAUCAUUGAUCGUGCAAAUAUGGUAGCCGAUUGAAACACUAGACAUCGUUUGCAAAUUGCUCAAUGCUACGGUUCAUUAUUAGUGAGACAGUAUUCUAGUUGCAGCGUAAUGAGUGCAUCUGUAGCGGCGCGUCCCUGUUUCAGACCAGUUACUAAAAAGCAAAAUCAUUCUCCUAGCCAGGGAUAGAUGAAUUCCAGAUCGGUUUCGCAACAAAAAAAAAUGCAAGUAUGCCAUCGAGUUGUGCGUGAAUUAUGUUCCUUCAAAGAGGCUUAUGGAAAAUGAGACUUGAUUUGGAGGAGAAAUGAUUUAUAGAUGGAUCAAGCAAUGCCGUAUGGGCUAGAAAGCAAUAAUCAGUACUAUAACUCUUCUGCCAUUAAUAACUAACAACACUGGCGAACAAAUUAGGUACAAACAUAUUGAACAAUCUUUCAACCAAGGAUGCUUACGGUGAACAGGAAAAGCAAUAAUCUAUGCAAUAGUUCAGACGCAAUAAAUAAAAAGAAAUCGAA